Molecule: messenger RNA, 2460 nt
Organism: Dinoponera quadriceps
Lineage: Eukaryota; Metazoa; Arthropoda; Insecta; Hymenoptera; Formicidae
Exons: 7
Cellular component (GO): membrane
Source: RefSeq, a predicted model, not a curated record
GAUCCACUUCGAAAAACGAGUUGCUACAGUCUGUGACUUAUAUGACCUGAUUGUGCGAGUAUCGGACUAUUAUGCGGCGCUCGGAGAGUUCGGUUCGUAGGAACUUUAUGUGACAAGAAGUCAGCGUAAAAAAUCGUUAAUUGUUGAUAAUUGUCUCGAGCGAAUACGUCACCAUGAAAAAUACCAAAGUGGUCCAGUCGCGCGCAUUCGUUUGCUGUACAAACAUUAUUUUCCUGCUGUCGGGUUUCGUAUUGAUAUUAUUGGGAGGAUUAUUAUUAGCCGAUAACAAGCGGAUUUUAUUGUCGCGUCUACUGGGAGCUGGUGACAUCUAUCCCGAUCAGCCGCUCUUCUAUUACUUGGCUUUCGCUUUAGUCGCAUCAGGAUUUCUUAUCGGGCUCCUUGGAUUCUGGGGGGCUUAUCUCUAUGAUAGUUGCUGCUUCACUAUUUCCUAUCUCGUAAUAAUGAUCCUACUAUUCCUUGGCGAAUGCACCGUCUGCAUCAUCGCGAUGUUCUGGCCCCAAUUGCUGGGAAUCGAUGUAAGGCCAGCGCGUUUGAUACGCGCUUUACAACGUAGCUAUGCCGUGCCUGGCCGCGAACAAUUCACCGCGGCCCUUGACUUGGCACAAACGACAUUCUCCUGUUGCGGCAUCAACGGAAGCAACAAUUACGGCACGUCGUGGUGGCGGCUGCAGGAAGUCCACCGUAGAGAAUUAGUGGUGCCUCUCAGUUGUUGCACCCUGAAUAACGCCAAUGAGACGGACUCCUUCCUCAACCCUGCGCCUGCCAAUCUCACUCUCUGCCAGACUCUGAACCCUGCCGAACAUCAAUACGCCCGACACACAGUGGGUUGCCUCGAGCACAUCGAGAAAUGGACGCAGACUCAGGCGCUGAUCCUCCUAGCCAUCCUAUUAGCCGUCAUGUUCGUCGAAGUUAUCGCGCUUCUCAGCGUGCUUCUUGCCUGUUCACGCGAGAAGAAGAGAAGCAAAUCGUCGACUUUUACCUCCACGCAAACUUUGAGCCCGUUCGCGGAAAGUGAUCAUGAUUUCAGUAAGUCAUGAAGAUGGCUGGAGGGCGGCGAAGGACGAAAGGCUAUCGACAAGAAUAAGCGAGAAGCUAUCUGCGACGAUUCCAAGUAUAGCGUAUUAGCACCAAGCGGCAAAAGCAUAAUCGAGGAGUGGCGAAACCCGCCCAAAUACACCGAUCGGGCGUACGAGGAGCGCGCAGUUGACGUGGUGAUCGGUCCUCCGAUUCAGAAGUUGGCGACGAAAUUUUCGCCGCCGCCGAACGACGAUAAGCUCAAGAUCAAGAGGCCGCAGGGCGGCGGUACGGUCAGAAGCAUCCCCAUCAAAGAUUACAAGGCGUCGAUCGCGCACAACAUCGGAACGCUGAGACGAUCGGUCGCACCUCAGUCGCAAUUCGAAUCACUCGUUUCCGAGCCAGAGAGAAGAGCGAACCAUCGCACCGCCUCGCAAGUCGAGUGCCAAAGGAAGUCCCUCGACAACCAGCGCGACUGUUAUUGCAUUGAUAUCGAGGACAAUCGGCAGUACCGGGAGGAGCAACGAUCGCGGAACGACGAGUAUUUCCGCACGAGUUCUCGGAGGAGAAUCGGCUCGAAGGAUGUUUCUUCGCAGUUGGGUCACGUUGGUCAGAAGGUAUCCGUUUACGAGCAGCACGCCCUGCGCGACGCGAAAUAUCGAUCGGUCUUCGAGAUGAAGGGACACAUCGGCGUACCGUUGGUAGGUAUGCACAACGCCUGCGGCUUGCCCGUCGUGGCGAGUUGGCAAGACCACGAAAUUCUGCCCCCCAUCUACAGGAGUCCUCGCACGCUUCCGAACGUGCGACGACGAAGUCAGCGGAAGAGGAAGGAUCGCGCGAGAGACGUCAAGAAAUCGAUGAUCAAAUCGGACGCAACAAACGGCGAGUUAUCGAGGAAAGGGCAUCGCCGCUCGUCGUUCGCUACAUCGAAAGUGGGAUCGCUGUCUUCGAAGAACUCCUUCAAGAAGAGAACGGCCAGGAGGCGUGGGAUCAACCCGAACUCGUUGGUGGAUACCUUCGGCAGGAGAUCGGUUGAAGCGAACAGCGCGAAACGGGCGACUCUGUACGCGAAGGACGACGGGGAAGAGGCUGUUCAGGUUCUGAAAAAUUUAUGCCUGAAUCCUCUGGCGCGCACCAAUUCGGAAUCGGAUAUGAUGUGGUGAGGACGCUGAGUCCCGCUUUGAAUCGGCGUAUUGAUAUCUUGUGAAAUCGUUCGGGACGACGCGACGUUUAUCGAUUAUGCUGUCGUGUCUGAUGAAAUAUACGUGUCUCUCUGCACAUAUGAUUUGCUUAACUGUUUUAGCAGUGAAACUUGACGCAGAAAAAUAGGAACGUACGACAGAAGUUUUUUUUUUAUUCAUUUUUUCAAUUGUAUCUCCAGCGAUAUCCUUCACACGUAUAUUCGUUUCGCUUCUCGUACAAAUC